Messenger RNA from Cryptosporidium muris RN66, 954 nucleotides. RefSeq lists its product as uncharacterized. NCBI's taxonomy places the organism in Eukaryota, Apicomplexa, Conoidasida, Eucoccidiorida, Cryptosporidiidae. Bases 1 to 954 code for a protein of 317 amino acids. The record is from RefSeq and is a predicted model, not a curated record. The transcript has 3 exons.
AUGGGUGGGCAACCAAACUUCGACUGGGCAGGACUUUUGAGAUGGUCUUCUCAAUAUAUAGAUAGGAGUGAUUCGGCUAACUCGAUAUCACGUUUAGAUCCAGAAAGGUUUGAGUUUUUACAAAAGGCAGUGAAAGAGGCUAUGAAAAAUACUAUAGAUCCUAAUCAGGUGAUGAUUGAAGCAAGAAAUAAGAUAACCUUAAAUGCUAAUGAUGAGGCUGUUGUAUUAUCUGUACUAGUAGCGAUAGAUCGUUGUGUUGAUAUCCCAGACUGUGCAAGAAAUCUGGUGAAAUUAGGCUUAGUAGAACCUCUUUUAAGCUGUCUUUCAAUGAGUGAUGAAAUAAAAUCAUUAUCACUUCAUAUUAUGUCAAAGAGCAUGCAAAAUAAUUUGCCUAUUCAAGAGGGCUUUUCUAACUAUGGAGCUCUAUCUAUAAUAAGGAGACAAAUAUAUAUUGAUGACCAUGAACUAAUACAAUCAAGAGCUUUAGCAGCUUUAGCAGCUCUUCUACGUCAUAAUCAUAAUAUGGAGAUAGCCUUUUUAUCUGAUAAUGGACUAUAUGAUAUUAGUAAAUUAUUAUUAUCGGAACACUUAAAAGUUCGUGAGAAAGCUCUCUCAUUGUUAAAACACUUUAUACUUGAAAAUUUAAUAACCUCAAAAGAUAUACUAUAUGUUAAUAAUGGUCAGAUCAUUGGUACUAUUAUGAAGCUAGUUGAUGAUAAUUCUAAUGGCAUAUUAAAUAUACAAUAUAGUGAAAUUCUUUCUGAAACAUUUUUGCAGGUAAUUAACUGUUGCAAGCUCGAUUUAUCAGAAAAACUAAGGGAUGAAGUUUUGAAAUGCAUACGACGCAGACAAAGUUUUCUAGCAGAUUAUGCAAAAAUACAUCCGGAAGAUGACACUUCACCAGAAGUUAAUUUUCUAAGGGAAUAUGAAGAAAUAUUAGGAAGGAGUACUUAA